This is a messenger RNA of Spodoptera exigua (beet armyworm), 1110 nucleotides long. The record is from the annotation of a GenBank genome assembly. Lineage: Eukaryota; Metazoa; Arthropoda; Insecta; Lepidoptera; Noctuidae.
AUGCCGUUAACGAUAACGAUAAACUGAACGGAACAGGAAGGCAUGUUGAAGGAACGAGAGAGUUCGGAAGAUUCCCCCGCUGCCCCUGAUGAGUGUGCAGGGUGCGGGGGACGGAUUCAAGAUAGAUAUUAUCUGCUAGCAGUAGAUCGCCAAUGGCAUGGAACUUGUCUCCGGUGUUGUGAAUGUCGACUGCCACUCGACACCGAGCUCACCUGUUUCUCUCGGGAUGGCAACAUCUACUGCAAAGAAGAUUACUACAGAUUAUUCUGCGUUAAGAGAUGCGCUCGAUGCGGGAAUGGGAUCACUGCGAAUGAGCUGGUUAUGCGUGCAAGAGACCUCGUCUACCACCUCACCUGUUUCACUUGUGUCUCCUGUGGGACCCAGCUGUCUAAAGGAGAUGUCUUCGGCAUGAGAGACGGCCUGGUCUACUGUCGUCCUCACUAUGACAACGCGUGCCUCGAUGACUACUGUGAUGACGAUAUGACCAGCAUUUAUAGGUGCCAAGAUCUGCAUAGUGAGGGUGACUCCCCAUCCCAGUACUACAAUGGAGGUCCCAGUCAAAAAGGACGGCCCCGAAAGAGGAAGAUACCUCAAGGCUCCCCUGAUGACAUGCAAGUACAAACUAUGAGGAUGGCCAGCACAGCUCUUGAAAUACUUCACCGGGGUGAUCUCUCGUCAUCAAUGGAGUCAUUGGCCUACGACUCAUCAGUUGCAUCGCCUGGCAGCGUGUCCAGUCACACGCAGCGCACCAAACGAAUGCGGACCAGCUUUAAACACCACCAGUUGAGGACCAUGAAAUCCUACUUCGCAAUCAACCAAAACCCAGACGCUAAAGAUUUGAAACAGCUGGCACAGAAGACUGGACUCUCCAAACGUGUUCUGCAAGUAUGGUUCCAAAAUGCACGUGCAAAAUGGCGUCGAAACAUGAUGCGUCAAGAAUCCAGCAACGGUGGUCCAGGCCACUCCAACGGGUCCAUCAUACAAGGAUCAGUUUCGCAGCCAAAUGCUGGGCCAAGUUCCAUGUUGUUAUCAGAACCAAUGCCGCCAAUGGAAGACAUGAGGGUGCACACGCCACACCCUCAUCCAAUGACGUUUAACGAACUAUAUUGA